This is a messenger RNA of Prunus armeniaca (apricot), 4626 nucleotides long. Lineage: Eukaryota; Viridiplantae; Streptophyta; Magnoliopsida; Rosales; Rosaceae. The record is from the annotation of a GenBank genome assembly.
AUGGCUGCAGAGUUUCUUACUUUUGGUGCAGAGGGAAUUCUGACGAGGGUGGCUUCACUUGCAGAGCAACAACUCAGUCUUCUCUGGGGAUUCAAAGGAGAGCUAACAACUCUACGAGACUCAUUAUUCAAGUUGGAAGCUAUGCUCAGAGAUGCACAACAUUUACAAGUUCGGGGUGAGAGGGUGGAGAUGUGGGUGAAGGAUCUGGAAGGCAUAGCUCAUGAAGCUGAUGAUGUGUUGGAUGAAUAUGAAUAUGAACUUCUCCGGCGGAAAGUGGAGAUCCAAAACCAGAUCAAGAAAAAGGUGCUCAACUUCUUUUCACGCCACAAUCCCAUCGCAUUUCGUCUCAAAAUGGCACAUAAAAUUAAAAACGUAAAUGCAUCUUUGGCAAACCUGAAGAAUGAGGCAGCUAGUAUUGGACUGGUUGAUAGGUCAACAUUGGUCAAUGCAACAUCUCAUGAUAUUGGAGGACUUGACAGGGAAACCGUCUCGAACUUUGAUCAAGAUGAAAAGUACAUUGUUGGAAGGACGGAGGUUGCGUCGGACAUAGUUACAACCCUGAUCAACUCUGGCAAGAACCAAGAGAAUUGUCUUUCUGUUAUGGCCAUUGUGGGGAUGGGAGGCUUGGGCAAGACAACUUUGGCUAAAUCCGUAUAUAAUGAUCCUCAGAUAGGUAGACACUUCGAUAAAAAAAUAUGGGUAUGUGUAUCUACUCCAUUUGAAGUAAAAAAGAUUUUAAGCGAGAUCUUGGAAUGUCUUAAACCAGAGAAAGCUGGGAUAAAGGGUAAAGCAACAAUAUGUGAAAACCUGCAAGAAGAUUUGAAAGGGAAGACAUAUCUUCUCGUGCUUGACGAUGUUUGGAACGACGAUCCUAACAAAUGGGACGAUUUGAUGAGUUGCUUGUUGAAUGCUACAAGCACUAAAGCAAGCAAAAUCCUUGUCACUACCCGCAAUGUGAGUGUUUCAUUAAUUGUACAAACACUUCCUACAUGUGUUCUGGGAAAACUGUCGGAGGAUCAAUGCUGGCGCAUAUUGAAGUAUAAAGCGUUUCCAGAUGCGAAUACUGUUUUAAGUGAAGAUCAAGAGAAAAUUGGAAGGGAGAUUGCCAAAAAGUGUGCAGGUGUACCAUUAGUGGCAAAGGUUUUGGGAAAUAUGAUGCGUUCCAAAGAUACUGAUGGAUGGCGGUCAAUUCUAGAAAAUAGAAUAUGGGAUUUACCGGAAGGAGAAGAAAGAAUCUUGUCGGUUUUGAAGUUGAGUUUUGAUGAAUUGAAACCACCAUAUUUGAAACAAUGUUUUGCAUAUUGCUCAAUGUUUGUCAAAGAUUUCCGAAUUGAAAAGGAUGACUUGAUCAACCUUUGGAUGGCUCAAGGAUUGCUUUACCCUUCUCCUCCCAACAGACGUAAUCUAGAGAUGGAGGAUAUAGGAAAUGAAUAUUUUAAUAUUCUAUUGCACAACUCUUUCUUUCAAGAUGUUCAAAAGUAUGAUCGUGGUGGUAUUAUAAUGUGCAAGAUGCACGACCUUGUGCAUGAUCUCGCAGAACAUGUGUCAAAACGGAAGAGCAAUAACUCCAAUGAGACUCGACAUAUGACACAUAUUCCUACCUUGGUGCUGCAAGGAGUUCCAGAAAGAAGUGCUCAUAAAUUGCGCUCACUUUUCUUGGAUGUUGAAGGUCUUGGUGAUAUCUUACCAAAGUUUAGAGGUUUGCGUGUCUUAAAUUUAUAUGAAGCUAAUAUUGAGGAGUUGCCCGUUUCAAUUGGAAAGUUGAAACACUUGAGGUAUUUGGAUGUUUCCUAUACAAAGAUCAAGGCACUACCCAAAUCCAUUGGAAAGCUUUAUAAUCUACAAACACUAAGAAUGUACGGGGCUAAGCUCGAAGAGUAUCCAAAGGAACUGCAAAAUUUGAUAAACUUGAGACAUGUUUAUUUUGAUCAGGAUUAUAUGAAAUUUCCAGCUGGGAUGGGGCGAUUGACUAAUCUCCGAACAUUAAAAUUUUUUGUGGUGGGUAAGGAGACAGGUCGUAGAAUAGAGGAGUUGGUUGGCUUAAACCUGUUAAAAGGUGGAUUAUCUAUCUAUAACCUAGAGCAUGUGAGAGAUGGAGAAGAAGCCAAGAAAGCAAAAUUAGUGGAGAAGGCAAACAUACGCAAGUUAAACUUUGCAUGGGAGCACGACAGGUCAAGCAUCAUCAAUGAUGAAGAGGUACUAGAAGGCCUUCAACCACACCCUAGUAAACUGGAAGCUUUAGGGUUUUCCAACUUCAUGGGCGAUAAAUGUCCAUCAUGGAUCAUGAGUAGUUCGUUUCCUGCAUUGAAAAGGUUAUCUAUUUCUAAUGCCAGGAACCUAACUGAAUGGUCGGAAAGUGGGAUAGUGGUGUUUCCUUGCCUCGAGAAGCUGCAUUUGUGGAAUUGUGAUAAAUUGAGAAGUGCUCCCAGCAAUUUCCCAUAUCUCAAGGAGUUGGAGAUACAUACCAUGGGUAGCGGCAUGCCAAUAGCAAACAUAAGCAAUAAGCUGACCACUCUUACUUCCCUCACAAUAAGUAAGAUAAGCGGACUUGUUUCUCUGCCAGAAGGAAUGCUAAAAAACAACAAGAAUCUUGCAUACUUGGAGAUAGAAGAUUGUCAGGAGCUAACUCGUAUUGCUCCUGAUGAUGUAGUUGGCUCUUGCGCAUUUCUUGAGUCAGUGAGUAUUUCCAAGUGUCCUAUUCUUGCUUAUUUGCCUGAUGGGCUACUCACAACAUCUCUUAAGAACCUGACUGUACAAGAUUGCAAUAGUCUACAGUUGAUUCAAGUUACACACGGCCUCUCAUCCCUCUGCAAAUUAAAGAUUACACGCUGUCCGGAGUUGUCAAGUCUACCAAGUGGGUUAGAUUAUUGUACCUCCCUUCAGGAGUUGACAAUAUCGAAUUGUGAUAUGCUAUCAUCCGCUUUGAUUCACAGCCUCUCAUCCCUCCGGAAGUUGUCUAUAUUUGGUUGCAACAGGAGUCCAGAGUCUGUUCCAAGUUUACUCGGCUUCACAUGCCUUCGCGAAUUGAGAAUCAAAGAUUCCCCUGGAUUGACAAGUCUGCCAGUAGGGUUGGAAUCCUGUUCUUCUCUUGAGGUGUUGAUAAUAAGCAAGUUGCCGAAUGUAGAAUCUAUUCCAAGUUUAGACAACCUCACAAACCUCCAUGAAUUGAGGAUAUUUUCUUGCGAUGGAUUGAAAAGUCUACCCAGUGGAUUUGCAAUAACAUCACGCCUCAUGGACUUGAAGAUAUUGGAAUUCGGUGGCUUUUGGAAGGAGCUAGAUUCAUUCCCUGCUUUUCAGGUUAUAUCACAACUUGAAACAUUAUCGUUAUGGGGUUGGCCUAAGCUCAAGUCUCUGCCCGAACAAAUUCAACACUUGACUUCUCUAACAUAUCUCAGUGUGCAAUGCUUUGACGAAAUGGAGGCUCUUCCAGAGUGGUUGAGAAACCUUACAUCUCUUAAGUACCUGGACAUAUGUCGUUGCAAGAAUAUGAUGUAUCUACCUACACUAGAAGCUAUGCAAUGUCUCACCAAAUUAAAUUCCAUAGAAAUUUAUGAUUGUCCCCUUCUAAAAGAGAGAUGCAACAAGGAGAGCGGCUUAGAGUGGCCCAAGAUUUCUCAUAUUCCAUAUAUAGAGGUUAAUGUUCAUUAUCUUAAUUCUUUCCCCGUGGUGUGUGGAGUGUUGAUUGAAGCUGCAUAUAUGCUACACAUCAUCACCAUUGAAGAAAAGGUGUCCCUUCCCUACAGCCUACAGGUGGUCUAUUGUUAUUUUGGCAGAAUUUGGAGGUGGGUUUUUUAUUUGUUACCUGAAGAAGCAUUUUUUGUAAUGGGAGCAAACAGAGUCCAGGUAUUCAAAAGCACUCCAAUUUCUACAGAUAUUCCAGUGACUGAUGGGGGCGUAAAUCCAACACAAGCCACCAACUCAAAUGAUCACAAAAUCAAGACAGAAGUCACAGGCUGCUCAAAUUUUGUGUGCCGAUCAGAAUCGUUUGUAGUUGGAAUAUUUUGGACAAGGUACAGAGCAACAUUGGUGCACAAGCUGGUGGCAGCAGUUCAAGGUGCUGCUUCAGAGGGGGCUGAGGGAGCGAAGGAACGAAGCAUUCAACAGGCUAAGAAUUCCUCCGGUGGCGCACUCCCACGUUUCACAUUGAAGACCAUUGCUUUGCUCUUCUUCUUCUCCGUGUUCUGGGGGUUCUACCCACUUUACAAUGCAGUUUUCACAUUUCCCCAGGAAAGAAGAAUGCUGAUAAAAGAACGGUCAUCAGGAUCAGGAAUGUACCGGCUUUCGUCCUACUUCCUAGCAAGAACAGUUGGAGACCUGGCACUCCCAACAGCAUUUGUAGUAAUAAUUUAUUGGAUGGGAGGGCUUAAACCUGAUCCCUUCACUUUCAUCCUCUUCCUGCUGGUGGUUCUUUACAACGUCCUUGUGUCCCAGAGUCUUGGCUUAGCCACUGGAGCCAUUCUGAUGGACAUAAAGCAAGCCACUAAUUUGGCAUCUAUUACAACACUUGUUUUCCUCAUCGCCGGCGGAUACUACAUUCAACAGAUUCCUGCCUUCAUUGUCUGGUUAAAGUACUUGAGCUACGUACAGCUACUACUGUUACAAGCUUCUGCUGUUACAAGUUUGUGA